Messenger RNA from Brenthis ino (lesser marbled fritillary), 339 nucleotides. The record is from the annotation of a GenBank genome assembly. Lineage: Eukaryota; Metazoa; Arthropoda; Insecta; Lepidoptera; Nymphalidae.
AUGUUAGACUAUGCCAACCAUGCAGUUCUUCAAGGUCAGCUACACUGUUUCAGGGUAUAUCUUUUCCUAAAGAAGUUCACCCAGAGAGGUUGGAAAAAGAAAUUAUGCCCUACAGGAGCUAAAGUGGUGGUUGGAUGCAACAGGCUGCAGGGAAAGCAAGUACCCGAAUGGCAUCUGGUCCCGCCAGCCACGGAGGCUAUUUUUGAAGUGUGGGGGAUACUAGACAUAGACCUGUUCGCGUUCAGCGAGACCACCGUCGUAGAGGCCUAUAUAUCGCUUGACUCAAAUGAGAGUUCUGGCCAAGCCCAUUUUCGUAAAGAACCUGCGGAAGAUUCUUGU